Molecule: messenger RNA, 1441 nt
Organism: Malania oleifera
Lineage: Eukaryota; Viridiplantae; Streptophyta; Magnoliopsida; Santalales; Ximeniaceae
Product: transcription factor JUNGBRUNNEN 1-like
Exons: 3
Coding region: 128-1264 (378 amino acids)
Biological process (GO): regulation of DNA-templated transcription
Molecular function (GO): DNA binding
Source: RefSeq, a predicted model, not a curated record
CCACCUGCUUCUUCCAUUUGCUAGGCUCCAGAUUAAUUGACUAAAGUCGUCAGUCAGAUUGCUCGCUACCGCUCAUCAGUUCUCGCAGAGAAAGAGGCCAGGAGAGAGAGAGAGAGAGGUUCCAUCGAUGAAGAACUUAGAGGAGCGGCGCAGCUAUAAUAAGCUGGACGACGCUGAUGAUGAAGGGCGAUCAGUGCAGCUUCCAGGGUUUCGGUUCCAUCCAACAGACCAAGAACUGUUGGGAUUCUAUCUCCGGCGAAAAGUUGAGAAGAAACCCAUCACCAUGGAUCUCAUCACGCAGAUUGACAUCUACAAAUUCGAUCCUUGGGAUCUUCCAAAAUUAGCAAGUAGUAUGGGAGACAGUAACGAGUGGUAUUUCUUCUGCAAAAGAGGGAAAAAGUAUAAGAACAGCGUGAGACCCAACAGAGUGACAGGCUCUGGAUUCUGGAAAGCAACCGGAAUCGACAAGCCAGUGUAUUCGGAUCGCGGCAGCUGCUGCAUUGGCCUCAAGAAGUCAUUAGUAUACUACCGCGGCAGUGCAGGAAAAGGCACCAAAACUGAUUGGAUGAUGCACGAGUUUCGCCUCCUUCCGCUGCAACUACAACUACAACAACACCAAGAUCAUCAUCAUCACCACCUCCACGCCAUCUCCAAACCUACUAAUAAUAAUAACCACAAUAAUAUACCACCAUCCUUUGCUGCUUAUCAUCGUCAAGAAGCUUCGACCGCUGCAUGCAUGCAGGAGGUUUGGACGCUAUGUCGAAUAUUUAAGCGAAAUGCUCCGGCGAGCAGAUCAAAGAAUAAUAUGGUAUUGGCAGCUGCGGAUAAGAGAACCCACAUUUGCGUUAGUCCAAAAGAAGCAUUGUGUGCAGCGUGGAGCAUGGAGGCUCCGCCCGAUGAUGGAAACCGCAGCAGCCACAAAAUUAUUAGUUUUGAGAGACAAACUCCUCCAUUGACGUCCACCUUGAAUAUCAUCAAUGGCACUGAUCAGAAGCCGAGCGUUCACCAGGCGGCGCAGCCAGAUGAAAUAAUUAGCAACCAGUUGCUCGUGAGCCGCCAGCCAACCACCGCCGUUGCCGCUGCUGCUCCAUUGCUUCCUCCAUUGAGCAAUACGUAUACCUCAGCCUCAGCCACGGCCUCGCGCUUUUCCUAUCAUAAUAAUCAUCAUCAUCAUCAAAAUAUUAGUAAUGCUCUGGAGUGCCUGUUUACACAUGAUCAGGAUUGGGAUGAUCUCAGAUCCAUUGUGGACUCUGCUACCUGCUAGCUCAUCCAUGCAUGCAUCACUCAUCAAUCCCUGCUCCCUCCUCCUGCCUAGAGCUGGAAUUAAUUUAUUUCAUAGGUACGCCGAGCAAUAGAUACUCGGUUCUUUUUAACGAGCAAGAGAGUUAUAUAUGACUUGAUUCCAUUUCAACAUCACACAAAGGUUCCUUAUUUCUUUGGA